AUGACCAUCAUUGAGAAGGAACUGACGAACCAUUCGUACAUUGACCAUGAGUUGUCAGCCAAGUUAGAUUCCACUGAGGCAUUUGAAGGUCCAGAAAAACUACUGGAAAUAUGGUUCUAUCCUUCUGCCAAAGAUAUUCCACAGGAAUCUAGUUCCAAAUCUACACUUCGUGACAUUGAAGUAGCCAAAUGGGUGGAAGUGUUGAAACUCGUUAAAUGUGAAGUUCUAUCGGUAAGGUCCACGAACUCCAUGGACGCAUUCCUCUUAAGCGAAUCAUCACUAUUUGUUUACGAUCAUAAAAUCACACUCAAAACUUGUGGUACAACUACCACUUUGUUCUGCUUGCAGCGGCUGUUCGACGUCAUUGACGCCGAGCUCGGUUGGGAUGUUUGCAAGAACAAGGAUAAAGAGGGUAGAUAUCAUCCAUACAAAGUAUUUUACUCGAGGCGCUGCUUUAUGUUCCCCCUGAAGCAACGCUCUAUCCACAAAAAUUGGGCUAAUGAAAUAGAGUUCUUGAACAAGCUCUUUUGCCAUGGUAGAAGUUACCUCGUGGGUCGUAACGACGAAAGUAACCACUGGAACUUGUACGUUACCGAAACGAACAAAUCCAUGGCACAAAAAUUGAGCGAUGGGGAUCCGGAUGAGACUCUGGAAAUUUUGAUGACAGGACUAAGUCACGAACGAGCCCAGCAGUUCAUUUACACCCGUGACGUAAACGGUCAACAAGCCUCGAAAAAUUCAGAAGAAGAUGAGGGCCACACUUUGGGUUUCAAGAUCACCAAGGAAACCAGUUUAGACUGCGUUUACUCCAACAACACAAACUCCUCAUUCCAUCACGACGCCUUUGCAUUCACACCUUGCGGUUAUUCCGCCAACAUGAUGAUGGAUGAGAAAUACUACUACACAUUGCAUGUUACACCUGAAAAGGGCUGGUCAUACGCCUCGUUCGAGAGUAAUGUGCCAGUGAGCAAGAUCUCAGAGAACAAGCAGGAUAACGUACAAGUUGUGAACCACGUACUCAAAGUUUUCCAACCACACGAUUUCUGUCUCACAUUUUUCACCAAGGAUGUAUGGAGUGAAUCCUUCGGCAAAUUCAUGAAUGUUGGCGAGCAAGUGCCAGGCUACACAAGGAAGGAUAGGAUUAUCUACGACCUGGAAGACUAUCAAUUGCUAUAUAUGAGAUUUGAACGUGUAUAA
Molecule: messenger RNA, 1197 nt
Organism: Torulaspora delbrueckii
Lineage: Eukaryota; Fungi; Ascomycota; Saccharomycetes; Saccharomycetales; Saccharomycetaceae
Gene: SPE2
Product: adenosylmethionine decarboxylase SPE2
Exons: 1
Coding region: 1-1197 (398 amino acids)
Biological process (GO): spermidine biosynthetic process; spermine biosynthetic process
Cellular component (GO): cytosol
Molecular function (GO): adenosylmethionine decarboxylase activity
Source: RefSeq, a predicted model, not a curated record